AUGGGCUCAGGCGGUACAAAACUUUUAUCUUAUGAAGAAGCCUGUAAACGUUUUUCUCCCUCUGACCUUGAACGAAUUGAAUCUACAUUUCGCGAUAUAACAAAUGGAUCAGGUGAACUUGGAUACACGAAUUUUAAACGAGACGUUCUUGGAAAUUUUCUUCCCGAAAAACUUGCUACGCGUUUAUAUCAAGUAUGUGCAGCGAUAAUUUAUUAUGGAAAACCAAAAGAACGCAUGCAACUUUUAUACGCUAUUUUUACAUAUCAACAUUCGACACUAUAUCGACAAGAUGUCGAAGAGUUUAUUUCACAGUGUGGUGAAACAAUACCCGAGGAAUUGCAAACGUUAUUUCUCAACGAUCAAAUUGUCUCACAAGAAAGUUUCGUUAAUUGGCUUGAACGGCAUCAUGGACACACAACCAUACUAACUGAUUGGCUAAUGGAUGAUAAUAGAUUGCAUGAACUAACAUCUGUCAUCAUCGAUGAUCGAAGUGAUCAAUUUGUGAUAUUAGCUGGUGUAACACAUUUAAACGAUAAAGAAGUGUUGGAUUUGGAACGUUGUUAUAACAUUCAACUACAUUCUCAUCCUCAAAAACAAUUGAAUAUUGAAACAUUUUCCAAACUAUUAUCACCUGUACUCCCUCCAAUUCUCAUUCCAGGGUUUUUUGAUGCGUUCGACGAGAACCAAGAUGGUACUAUUGAUUUCAAAGAGUUUGUAUGUGGAAUCAGUGCGGCAUGUCGAGGUCCUGAUAUUGAACGAUUUAAAUUUCUAUUUAAAGUAUUUGAUCGUGAUCGUGAUCAUUUAUUAAAUAAAUCAGAUGUUAUUCAUAUGGCAUCGUGUUUGAUCGACGUAGCACAAUUUACAUAUCAUAUGACAUUUUUUCAUGCCCACGAUUCGCCUGAAGAACUUGCUGAAAGUGUGUUAAAAGACAAUGGACAGAACGAUAUUCUUAAACAAGAAGAUUUUCUAGGAUGGUGUCAAAAAGAAUCUCUUAUAUCUGACUUACUCAAUUUAAUAUUUCAAAUUUGUCAUGUUGUGUUGGGUCUAAGACCUUCCAGUAAUGAAGAAGAAGCAUCGAUAAUCAAGACAUUUCUUAAGCGUGAACAAUAUCCAUUUAUUGAAGCUCAACCCUGUGUAUCAUCAAAAGUUUAUCAUUGGAUUAAUCAAAAUCGUUCGAUGACAAAAUUUGGUUCUAAUUGGUAUUUGAUUAAUAUUGAAUGGUGGAGACAAUGGGAACAAAAGAUUGGUAUAAAAUAUAAUUCACAAAUGACUAUAAAAAAUCAAAAUUAUUAUAAUCAGUCAGCAUCCGAUAUUCAACAAUUAACAACAUCUUCACCAUUAAAUAAAACUCGUUCAGUAUCGAAAUUAACAAAAAAUUCCUCCUCAAAACCCAUUCAAAAUGGUUCUAUCACUGAUUUAAGUAAACCAAGUCAAAUUGAUAAUCUGCCUUUAUUGGAAAGAACUUCAUCAAAUAAAUUUCCAAGUGUGAAUGAUGAAUGCAUUCAAUUAAAACCGUUCUUGAAACAUCUUCAAGAUUUUGAAAUGGUUCCAGAAUUACUGUGGAAUUUUAUUAAAAAAUAUUAUCGAUGUAAUGUGGCUAUAUGCAGAAAAGUAACCUAUAAACGAAAACAAGUCAAACCAGAAUUAGAACUUUAUCCGUUCAUCAUAAAGAUUUAUCGUAAUCAAAUGAUUUCACAACAACAACAGGCAUCAAAUGCUAACUACAAUAACAAUAGUACUAGUAAUAGUACUCUGCCACCCAAUCAGCCUCUAUAUUUUGUUUAUCCAUUAAUUAAUUUUGUAUCUGCAAGUAUGUUUGGCAAUGGUUCUUCAUCCACAAAUGCUUCUCGACAUUAUUUAGUGAAUACACAUUUUAUUAGUCCAUAUCAGACAUUAAAAUCUGUUGCUGAAGAAUUAGCCUUUAAAUAUGGUAAACAGUUAGAUGAAAUUCGAUUAUGGUUAAAAUAUGGCGAAAAUGAUCUGAAAUGGUUGGAUUUUGAACAAGAUAAUCUGACUUGCGAACAAGUUCCCAUUCAAAAUAAUAGUGAAAUAUUAGUCGAAGUUCGAAAUAAUGACUUGACAUGGCCAGAAGAAUUGUAUACAUUGACAACACCAAAAACAAAAUUAAAUGAGAACAAAGAGACAUCACCAGCAGCUGUUAGUAUUGGCACGACUGGUUUAAGUAAUUUAGGGAAUACAUGUUUUUUAAAUGCUGCUGUACAAGCGCUCAGUUAUACAUACCCAUUGACAUAUUAUUUCUUAGAAAGAUAUCAUUUAUUUGAAAUAAACAAAGAUAAUCCGAUCGGUAUGCAAGGAAAUAUAGCUUUACGAUAUGGACAGUUAGUGGCUAAACUGUGGAGUGGUGUGAAAGGACCACUUGCACCCUUCGAACUACGUGGCUCUGUUGCUAAAUUUGGCUCGUCAAGAUUUACGGAAUUUCAACAGCACGAUACGCAAGAGUUUCUUUCCUUUCUACUUGAUGGAUUACACGAAGAUUUAAAUCGUGUACAUCAUAAACCAUAUGUAGAAUUAAAAGACAGUGAUGACCGACCAGAUGAAGAUGUCGCAAUGGAACACUGGAGUAAUCAUUUGGCACGUAACACAAGUAUCAUUGUCGAUUUAUUUCAUGGCUUAUUAAAAUCACAAGUGAAGUGUCUUGUUUGUGGGCUGAAAAGCGUCCGAUUUGAUCCAUUUAAUGUUUUAUCAUUACCUUUACCAUCAGAAAAUUCUAUUUAUUUAGAAGUGAAACUAAUGCGACUCGAUGGCUCUAUUCCUGUUAAAUAUGGCAUUAAAGUAAACUGUGAUUCUACAUUGUUUUAUGUUAAACAACAAUUAGCUGAAUUAUCAUCACUUUCUGUUGAUCAGCUAUCAUUUUUUGAUGUCACUUGUCAUUAUUUACGUCGUACGGAACGUGAAACAUUGAAAGUGAAAUUACUCAAUAAUGCUAAAGACUUGUAUGCAUACGAAAUUCCGUUACCAAUUCCAAUCGAUACUAGGCAAACGGACAAUGCACACAAACAAGAAAUGUCCAUGUCAAAACCAGUCAGUUCUUCAUCUACUCCUUUAACAUACCGUCCAUCGUUAUUUAUUAUUGCUUAUCAUAGACGUCUCGAACGCAAUGAACGUUAUAUAUCACCAAUGACUCGAUAUCGUAUAGUAUUUUUCGGACAGCCAAUUAUAAUUCCAUAUUAUUCAUCUUCUUCGACGACUAUAAUAACGAAUCGAGAUCUGUAUAAAGAUGUUUGUAAUCAAAUCGAUAGAUUAUUAAGAAAUGUUAAAUCUGUUAAAUCGGCAAAUCAUGCACUCGAUUGUGAUGAUUCAUUAGCAGAAUUAUAUCCAUUUUCGUUGAAGAAUGUAACAGAAGACGGACAAAAAUGUUCAAAAUGUACAUGGAACAGAUUUUGUCUUGGAUGUAAAAUUGAAUCAAAUGAUGAGCAAUAUAUUAAUAUUAGCGGUGCAAUAUGUAUUGAUUGGGAGCCUGCUGCUUAUUAUCUGAGAUAUUUGGCUUCAAGAGAACAGGAAGUAGUCAAUGAUUCAAGUAUAAAACUUCGUCCACAACAACAAUCAAAUGAUGAUCAUUCAAUUCAUCUAGAAGAUUGUUUAGAAUCAUUUAUCAGAUGGGAAAAUUUAGAUCAAAAAGAAACAUAUUACUGUAAAAAAUGUGAAAAACAUCAACAGGCUGAUAAAAAACUAGAUAUUUGGAAACUGCCACCAAUACUCAUAUUCCACAUCAAACGUUUUCAAUUGUACAACAAUCGUUGGAUCAAGUCUUCUCGUCCUAUUCGUUUUCCUAUUCAUUCAUUUUAUCCAUCUGCCUACGUGGCGACAAGAACACCUAUCGCUCUUAAUUUGCAAACUGAAUCAUCCUUGUCUACGACUACGGAUUCAACAAUUGAUAUAAAUGGCAACGAUCAUCAUUCAUCAUCCUCUUCUACUUCCACAUCGUCAUCACCUUCACUUUCGUCACAGAAAAAACGUGAAAUUGAGCAACAGACCAGUCAAAUAUUAUCACCAGUCCAUUUAUUUAAUGGUUAUGAUGAUUAUCCAAUAAGUCAAACUAAUAGUACAAAAUCGAUGCAAAAAGUGAAAAAGAAAUCCGAUAAAAGUAAAAAAGUACCUGCUACCCCUAAUUCAGCAGCAAUGUCCAUGUCAUCAUCGACUAGUCUAAAAAGUCCACUACACGAGCGAGCAAUGAGUUUUGGUGAAAAUAGUUUUGAUGCUGAUAAUGCUGCUUAUAAUUUAUAUGCACUUGUGUGUCAUCAUGGAGUAAUAGGUGGUGGUCAUUACGUUGCAUUCGUAAAAAAUCGCAUAACUCAACAAUGGUAUUGUUUCAAUGAUAGUUUAGUGAAGCCUGUCAAUGAAAAUGUUUUGGAACAGUAUGCAAGCGCUGCUUAUUUAUUGUUUUAUGAACGUGAGGGUUUGAAUUAUGGUCAAUAUAUGCCAGAUGUUGAUGGAAAAAAGCAGUCUAUGCCACUACCUGCAAAACCAGGCUCGAUCAAGGAUCCUGAAGUUGAGGGUCUCUUUUCGAAAGAUGAUCCAGAAAAAUUGUUUGUCGAUUUACGUGAAAUUGGGCAUGGAAAUUUUGGUGCUGUUUACUAUGCUCGUAAUUGUGAGACAUCGGAGGUGGUCGCCAUUAAAAAGAUGAGCACUGGCCGAAAACAAAAUGCCGAGACGUGGCAAGAUAUUCUCAAAGAAAUUCGAUUUUUGCGCGAAUUAAACCAUCGACAUUGUAUUGCCUACAAAGGAUGUUAUCUGAAAGAAUAUACCACAUGGCUUGCAAUGGAGUACUGCCUUGGAUCAGCUUCCGAUUUGAUUGAAGUGCAUAAGAAACCAUUGGAAGAAGGCGAAAUUGCAACGAUUGUCUGUGAUACCUUAUCAGCACUUAAUUAUCUUCAUUCAAUGCAACGCAUUCAUCGAGAUAUUAAAGCUGGAAAUAUUUUGUUGACAGAAGAUGCCAUUGUUAAAUUGGGUUUGUGUUUUGAGAAGUAUUCGGAUUUCGGUUCGGCGUCAUUUAUUAGUCCAGCCAAUAGUUUUGUGGGGACUCCAUAUUGGAUUGCACCAGAAGUUAUACUAGCCAUGGAGAAUGGUCAAUAUGAUGGCAAAGUCGAUAUUUGGAGUUUAGGAAUAACAUGCAUAGAAUUAGCUGAGCGAAGGCCUCCGUUGUUUAGCAUGAAUCCCAUGAGUGCAUUAUAUCACAUAGCACAAAAUGAACCACCGACGUUAAGUGAACCAGAUUCUCAUACAGUCGAUUUUGUUUCGUUUAUUGAUAUGUGUUUGCAAAAAGCACCGAGUGAUAGACCGACAGCAAAUGAAUUACUAACAACCCCAUUUAUAACGAGUAAAAGUAGUCGUGAAAUUUUGAUUGAUUUAAUAAGGCGAACUAAAGAAGCUGUACGAGAAUUUGAUAACAUUCGUUAUCGGAGAAUGAAAAAAAUAUUAAUGGGGCAAGAAAGUCCAAAAAAUACGAGCGAUAUAUCGUCGUCAACUGUUGAUAUUCUGGAUGAUGGCAGUAACGGAGCACCGGAUUAUUUUCAUUCAAUUGAUGAUGAAGAAAAAAGCACCGAUUAUCCAACAUAUCCAGAUGAUGAAAGUCUCAAUUCAAGUCGUUCUAGUCUUCAACAACCGUCAAUAACAACGCCAACAACCGGUGUAAUUAGUAAUUUGGUUGUGAACGGUUUACCAAACGGUCGUUCGUCCAAUGCACAUAAUCAAUCAUAUGCAUUAUUAUCAAGCGCUCAAACUAUUCCCUAUAAUAACAGACGUUUUUCUUCUGGUGAUAAUCAUUUACAUCUCCAUCCAUUGACUCCUUUAUCAACCCAACAGCCAAUUAUUAAUGAAUCAAUUUUAUCAAUUAGAAAGUCAGAUACUAUUGCAUCCGAUUCACUCGCUGGUACAUCUGCACGUGCCAUAAAUGAAUUUUCAACAAUAAAAACAUCGCGAAUUGUCAUCAGGGAACAGCGAGAGCAUGAUCAAGAAGAUCAACAACGAGAACAAUUUCGAGGCUAUAAGCGUAUGCGAAGACAACAUCAAAAACAAUUAAAACAGUUUGAAGAACGUUGUCGACAAGAAAAAUUUGAAUUACGAAGUAAACUUGAACGUGAAUAUAAUCAAUUUCAAGAACAAGUCGCUGCUGAUAACAAUCGUAUAUUGGAAAAACAUCGAAAAGAAUCAGCUGACCGAGUGAAAUAUAAUCAAAAUCAAUUGAGAAAAUUAGAACGUGAACAAGAAUCCGACUAUGAUACAGAAUUAAAGCGUUUUUCAGUUGAACAACAACGAAGUUAUAAAAUGAAGAAAGAAGCGUUUAAAAAAGAAAUUUUGGGUUCAACUUCACGACCAAAAAAUGAAAAAGAAGAAGAGAUGCGUAAAGUAAAAGAAGAAUUACAAAUGAAAUUAAGAAAUGAGGAACAAAAUUUACGAACACAAUUAGAACACGAUCAUACAGUUAGAAAAUUACAAUUAAGAAGACGCAAAUUGUUAUUGUUACAUGUUCUAGAGCAAAAAUUAUUUGAAGAAAAAUGUACAAAAAAUAUGGAUCAUAUUAUUGCAAGACACGCACUCUUAAAAAAACAUCAUGAACAAACAAAAGAACUUGAGUUGAAACAAUUACAGAAUUUGCACAAGAUGCGUGGAGAAUUUACCAAUAAACAACAUCAAACAGAAAUAGCUAAUUUUAGUGAAUAUAGUACAAGAAGACAAAAAGAAUUGAUGAAACAACAUGCAAUCAAUCAAAAACAAUUUCCAAAAAAUAUUAAAUUUAAACAAGCUGAUAUAAAGAAGCAAUAUAAAGAUGCUUAUAAUACUCAAACACGUCAAUAUAAAGCAUUAAAAGAAAAAACACGUUUAGAUAAUCCAACAUUAUCACGUGAAGAAUUAGAAUUGAAACUGAAACAAAUCAAAGAUGAACAACGACGAAAAUUUGAUUUAUUAUAUCAGCGAUAUGAAGAAACCAUUCAAAAAAUGCUUGAUCAACAAAAUGUUAAACUCAACGCUGAUCAAGAACAUGAACGAAUGAAUUUAAAACAAAUAUUAGACGAAGAUCAACGAAAUUUAACAGCACUACAAGAAGAAAGUCGUCUGAGAAUGGAACAACAAAAUAUUGAUGAAAGACGACAAUUGGAUAGAAAUAUUGAUGAUAGAUUAACACAAUUAAAUAAACAGAUGGAACAAGAUUUAGCAGCAUAUAAUGAAGAUCGUACACGUCAAUUUCAAAUAUUAUUAGAACGUCAACGUCGGGAAUUAGAUGUUGUUGAUAAUGAAAUUACACAUCUUGGAAUUAGUGUCAACGAUUUAAUUGAUAAUGUUCAAGAUAUGAAUUUUUUUAAUAUGAACGAAAAUAAUAAUAGUAGUUAUCCAUCAGUAGAUGGUUCGAUAAAAUUACCUUCAGAAAACACUCCCAAUCAUCAUCAAAAUUAUCAUUACUCUCAACAACAACAACAACAACAAACAGCUAGCCCAUCGAGUAACACGAAUGGGCAACAACAACAACAAAUUCGAUAUUACUCUGAUCGUAGUUCAGUAAUAAGUUUACAACGUAGUCGUAGUUCAAAUUCAUUUCAUAAUAAUAAUUCGUCGGCAGCACCUAUAACGACACAAUCUCCACAACCAAUAUUAUAUACGAAUUCGAACAAAUAA
Molecule: messenger RNA, 7632 nt
Organism: Didymodactylos carnosus
Lineage: Eukaryota; Metazoa; Rotifera; Eurotatoria; Philodinida; Philodinidae
Source: the annotation of a GenBank genome assembly